AUGGGUUACGUGCCCGAUGGACGAGUCCUGGGGCUGUCGAAGCUCGCCCGGAUUGCCGAGGUCUACUCGCGCCGGCUCCAGGUCCAAGAGCGAUUGACGCAGGAGAUUGCCGAUGCCAUCAACCGCGUCCUGGCUCCGACGGGGGUGGUGGUUCUGAUCGAAUCGACGCACCUGUGCAUGUCCAUGCGAGGCGUUCAGAAAUCGGGGGCCACCACCAUCACCUCGUGUAUGACCGGUGUCCUGGAGCAUGAUCCAAAGCUUCGAAACCACGCGGAGUUCCUCCUGAGAAUCAGAUAG
Messenger RNA from Aspergillus fumigatus Af293, 297 nucleotides. Its product is annotated as putative GTP cyclohydrolase I. The coding region runs from base 1 to 297 and encodes 98 amino acids. Gene Ontology annotation, cellular component: cytoplasm. Gene Ontology annotation, biological process: tetrahydrofolate biosynthetic process; tetrahydrobiopterin biosynthetic process. The record is from RefSeq and is a predicted model, not a curated record. Lineage: Eukaryota; Fungi; Ascomycota; Eurotiomycetes; Eurotiales; Aspergillaceae. Gene Ontology annotation, molecular function: zinc ion binding; GTP binding; GTP cyclohydrolase I activity. The transcript has a single exon.